Messenger RNA from Dictyostelium purpureum, 1675 nucleotides. RefSeq names its product AICAR transformylase. Gene Ontology annotation, molecular function: phosphoribosylaminoimidazolecarboxamide formyltransferase activity; IMP cyclohydrolase activity. The transcript has 2 exons. Bases 1 to 1602 code for a protein of 533 amino acids. Gene Ontology annotation, biological process: 'de novo' IMP biosynthetic process. Gene Ontology annotation, cellular component: cytosol. The record is from RefSeq and is a predicted model, not a curated record. Lineage: Eukaryota; Evosea; Eumycetozoa; Dictyosteliales; Dictyosteliaceae.
AUGCAAGCAUUAUUAAGUGUUUAUAAUAAAACUGGUAUUGUUGAAUUUUCAAAAAUUCUUUCAUCAAAGGGUUUUAAUUUAAUUUCUACAGGCGGUACAUUCAAAUCAUUAGCUGAUAAUGGAUUAAAAGUUCAACAAGUUUCAGAUGUUACAGAGUAUCCAGAAAUGUUAGAUGGUAGAGUUAAAACAUUACAUCCAAAGAUUCACGGUGCUUUAUUGGCUCGUCCAGAACUUUCACACCAUCAAGCAGAUUUAACCAAAUAUAAUAUCAAACCAAUUAAAAUUGUAGUUGUAAAUUUAUACCCAUUUGUAGAAACCAUUUCAAAACCAGAUGUUACUCUUGAAGAUGCAAUUGAAAACAUCGAUAUUGGUGGUCAUACUCUCAUUCGUGCCUCAUCAAAGAAUUUCCAAAAUGUUUUAAUCAUUGUAGACCCAACAGAUUAUAAAUGGAUUGGUGAACGUAUCGAACAAACUGGUAUCGAAUCAAUUACUCUUGAAGAAAGAAAGAAAUUAGCAGUUAAAGCUCUCCAACAUGGUUGUCAAUAUGAUGCUGCUGUAACUCAAUAUUUAGCAGGUGUCGAAUUACCAACUGAAGCCAAAUCAAUUGAAAAUAUCAAGACCCCAUCCAAUGCAAACGUAGAGUUCCCAAAUACCUUUGUACCAUUAUAUGAAAAGAAAAAUGAUUUACGUUAUGGUGAAAACCCACAUCAAAAAGCCGCCCUUUACAGUUGUCCAAACAGUGGUGGUAUUGCAAAUGCUAAAUCAUUACACGGACCAGCCCUUUCAUACAAUAAUAUUUUAGAUGGUGAUGCUGCCCUUAAAGCCGUUAGAGAAUUUGCCGAUACUGCUUGUGUCGUCAUUAAACAUACCAAUCCAUGUGGUUUAGCUGUUCACAAAGAUCAAACUGAAGCCUAUAGACGUGCUUUUAAUGGUGAUCCAAAAUCUGCUUAUGGUGGUAUUGUUGGUUUCAAUCGUAAAUUAACCCUUGAAUCUGCCACUGCCAUGAAAGGUAUCUUUUAUGAAGUUAUCAUCGCACCAGAAUAUGACCCAGAAGCCUUAGCUCUUUUACAAAAAAGAGAAAAACUUCGUGUACUUUUAGUUCCAGAAGCCGCUACCCAACAAGCUUUCACCCAACCAGAUAUUCGUACCAUCACCGGUGGUGCUUUAUUACAAUCACCAAACCCAAUCGUUUUAGGUUCACUUGAAGAAGCCACUAAAAAUUGGAAAGUUGUUACUGAUGCCAAACCAACUGAACAACAAAUGAGAGAUCUCUUAUUUGCUUGGAGAGUUUCAAAACAUGUUAAAUCAAAUGCUAUCGUUCUUACCAAAGAUGAAACCAUUGUUGCCAUUGGUGCCGGUCAACCAAAUCGUCAUCAAUCAGUAGACAUUUGUAUGAAAGUAGGUGGUGAAAAAGCCAUUGGUAGUGCUUUAGCCUCUGAUGCUUUCUUCCCAUUUGCUGAUUCAAUUGAUUUAGCCCAUCAAGGUAAAAUUGGAUGUAUUGUUCAACCAGGUGGUUCCAUUAGAGACCAAGAAGUUAUUGAUGCUGCAAACAAAUAUAACAUCCCAAUGGUUUUCACUGGCAAUAGAAAUUUCUUACAUUAAUCGUCUAUAUAUCAUGUUAAAAAUAUUAAUUAAAUUUAAUAUUAAUAAAAAAUAAAAAAUAAAUUAAAAAUGC